CGCGCGGGGGAGGGGUGGAUCAGUUUUCGGGAGACGGAAGUCAGCUGGCGCUCGUGCCGCAGAAUGGAAACCGAGUUCAAAUCAGUGGAAUGCUGCGGUUAACGGUAUAGGCGUCGCGAGCCGUGCCCGCUCAUAGCGCGUGGCAGGAUGCUGGCUGCCGGGACCGCGUGCGUGCAGCUGAGACUCAGCAACAUCAAAGACUGCUUCCUGCAUCUGGCCUCACAGCGAGCGUCGCAGCUCCACCUGGAGGAGUGUCAAGCCAUUGAAUUGUCAUGGGGUCUUCAGCAGACAGCAUUCUUAAGUUGGGUCGGACGAAGAUAUGCUGGUUUUGAAGAAGAAAACAUUGCAGAGAUUAGCAGACAAUUGGGAAUUAAACUUGGGCUCAAAGAUGGAGAACAGGUAUUUCUCAGGCCUUGUGCACAAGUCUCAUCCUGUCAACAAGUUGUCGUGGAACCGCUUUCACCUAGUGACUGGGAAAUACUGGAGCUUCAUAGUACAUCACUUGAAAGAUAUAUUAUGGAUCAGAUCAGAAUAGUUUAUCCAGGAGGAAUAUUUCCAAUAUGGAUCGAGAAACGUACUGUGAUAUAUCUUGAAGUUGGUUCCCUGAUGCCUGCUGGUGCAUAUGGAAGGUUAGAGCCCUUCACUGAACUUGUUGUGUCACCUAAAUUACAGCAAAUUGAAGGAGCUUCUCUAAACACUACUUUCGUUGGAUACAGUUCUUUAAGUAAAGAACCUAACUUGGGCAGCAACAAAAUUAAUGAAGAAAAUUUUGAGAAACCUCGGAUUGUACAUUCUUCCAAGAAGUUGUAUGAUCAACAUGAAAUGAAUGAAAAUCAUACAAGGGAAACUCGAGACUCUUUCAGUGGAAGCAUCAUGUCAAAUAUAUGGCGUUUGAUUAAAAAUAAAUUCUCUGUAAAUUCACAUGUUGCGGAACAACUUCCUUCCAAAGUUGUUUGCAAACAUACUUUUUUAAACACUGUUUCCACAUCCUUUGAAAUAGACUCAAUAUUCAGAGUGUGUAAAAGAUUUCCUAGUAAUUUAGAAAUGCAUGGCUCAACGCUAUGGAACCGAAGGCAGCCUGAUACAGUUCAUAUCUUUUCUUGGCAACACGACGUACUUCCGUUGAACAACAGUGAUACGCAGAUUAUUUAUGGGAAACUGACAAAACUGUUAUCAUAUAGAGAACAAAAGGAAAUAUCCAAGCAAAAUCUACUAUCGGAAAAGAAAAAAAUUGACGAAAAUGACACAAAAGCCAGAGUUAACCGAGCAAAAGCUGAAUCUUGCAUUAUUAAAAUAAUCUGUCAUGGGUGUGAACAUUUAAAGUGUACUAAGUCCAAUGAUUUUCAUAGUGGAAAAGUUUGGAUUCCAGAUAGUUUAAGAAAGAACUUGAAUGUGGAAGCAUCUGCUGUAGUCAGGAUAAAUUCGUUAAAAUUGAAUCCUUCCCUUCCAUCCAGAAUUCAAUUGCAACCCUUGCAAAUGCUGCCACAGGAAAUUAAAAUAGAUGACGUUAAAUCCUCCUUUCUCUCCUGGCUCAAUGUUGUGAGCUCUGAGGAUUUCCCAUUUUUUGCAGCAUUAUCGAAUUUUGUACAAAUACCAAUUGCCGAACGUGAGAUCGAGUUUAUGCUGGUUGUAGAACAACUAGAAGCAAAGUCAAACACCGGAGGAAGUGUAUGUUUCUUCUUGUAUCCUGAUUUGAUUAAAGAUAUUUACAUUGAGGUGGUUAUGCAUCCCACAACUACAGACACCAGUGUGGUACAGACGGUGGAUGAUAUUGACCAGAUUCUGUCAUUUUACAAAAUGAGUUGUUUGGGAGGGGUUCAUGAGCUUGCUGCGUCAACUUUAGAGCGCAUCUCUCUCAGCCUGUUGGGUCACCCACUUUCAUUGCAAGUUGCUUCAGUUGCAAAAGGUCUCCAAAGUGGAGCAGUUCUGCUUACAGGAGUAAAGGGCAGUGGGAAAACUACUUUAGCAAAAGCCAUUUGCAGAGAGGCAUCAGAUAAACUGGAAGCACAUGUGGAAGUUAUUGACUGUAAAGCCUUGCGAGGUAAAAGGGCUGAAAAUAUCCGUAAGAAAUGGGAAGAUGCUUUCGCAGAGGCUGCAUGGAGACAACCUUCUGUUGUUCUAAUGGAUGACUUGGAUCAUAUUAUUGGAGCUGCCUCUACUCCAGAACAUGAACACAGUGCUGAAGCUAUUCUUAGCAAACAGCUUUCUCAAACUUUGAAGUAUUUGUUUGCUCUGGCAGUUUCACAAGGGAGUCUUAUUGCAUUAAUAGCCACCAGCAUUUCUGAAUACACUCUGCAUCCCUCUCUCAUUUGUGCUGAAGGAUCCCGCAUAUUUCAGUGCAUUAAUGGCAUUUCACUUCCAAACCAGGAUCAGCGAGUACAGAUCUUAACCUCUGUAAUUCAAAAUAAAACCAUUAUUCCACUGAAGACAUUAAAAAACAUUGAUCUUCAAAAACUGGCUAAAGCAACUGAAGGCUUUGUAGUACGAGAUUUUGUCAUGCUGAUGGAACGAGCCGUGCACUCUCAUUUAUUGACUAGUAAGAGCAACAAAGAACAAGAACUAUGUUUGACAACGUUGGAUUUCCAUCAGGCACUCAAGGGAUUUACACCUACUUCUCUAAGGAACACUAACCUACACAAACCAAAAGAUUUAGGAUGGGAUAAAGUGGGAGGGCUACAGGAAGUAAAGCAAAUUCUUCUGGACACCAUACAAUUAUCUGUCAAGUAUCCACAGUUGUUUGCUAAACUGCCUAUACGACAACAAUCUGGAAUCCUGUUGUACGGGGCACCAGGAACUGGAAAGACAUUAUUAGCAAGUGUUGUCGCCAGAGAAAGUGGAGUUAACUUUAUCAGUAUUAAGGGUCCUGAACUGCUGAGUAAAUACAUUGGUGCAAGUGAACAGGCAAUUCGUGAUGUUUUCAGCAAGGCACAGGCUGCUAAACCUUGCAUUCUUUUCUUUGACGAGUUUGAUUCCAUUGCACCUCGUCGUGGUCAUGACAACACUGGUGUAACUGACAGAGUUGUCAAUCAACUGCUAACACAACUGGAUGGAGUUGAAGGAUUACAAGGAGUUUAUGUGUUGGCUGCCACAAGUCGUCCAGAUUUGAUUGAUCCUGCUCUGUUACGGCCAGGUCGUUUAGAUAAAUCUGUUUACUGCCCACCUCCAGAUCAGGAAGCACGCUUUGAGAUCUUGAAAGCUUUGAGCCAGUCAUUAUCCUUGGCAGAUGAUGUUGAUUUACAGCAAAUAGCAACUAUGACUGAAUACUUUACUGGAGCUGACUUGAAAGCUUUACUCUGCAAUGCCCAGCUGGAUGCAGUUCAUAGCACCAUAUCAUCAACCGUAUUCCGGGAUGCUGGUUCAGGUUCCGAUAGUGAUAUGAGUCUAUCCUCGAUGAUCUUCUUGAAUCACAGCAAUGGUUCUGAUGAGUCCACAGGGGAUGGAGAAAGAUGGUUGGAACAGUCUCCAGUUUAUCUGGAUACCAGUGAAAUAUUACCUGACGAUCCAUGCCCUAACAUCUGGCGCCUUUACUUUGGUAGUUCUUACGAAUCUGAACUUGGAACUGGAACUUCUUCAGAGCAGAACUCUCAAUGUUUGUCGGGACCAAAUUCGAUGACUCUUGAUCACACUAUCACAUCUGUUCGGGAUACCAUAUCUUCUCAUGCCCCUGCAUUUAUGACAUCAUUGCAAGAAGGUUACCAAGAACUUUCUCAAGAGCAAGUGGAGCUUCUACGGUUUGAGCUAAAUGUAAUUAAAGCAAACACAAGGAUAAAGAAAACGGAGGGUCCUUCCCACAAUCAGUCAGGACCCGUAAGCUCUUCACAAUUUAUUUGUCAGUCCCACCUACUAACAGCAUUGACAAAUACAAGACCUUCUAUCAGUCAGCAAGAAUGGUGCAACUUUGUAGAACUGUAUGAUGGUUUUCAAAAAUCUCGAGGCACUAAGAAGCAGAGUGGAGUCAUUAAGGCUGGACAGAGAGUCACCUUGGCAUAAGUAAUUUCCUUUGAAAAAUGGAAAAGUCAAAUCAAAUCUGUUGCACAAUCCUUUAUUUGAUUCAAAAAUAUAUAGUGGCUUCUGGUCCACUUCACACAAUGUUAAUCUUAAUCUUUUACAUUAUUAUGUUUGCAACUGUGAUUAACUUUAAGUUCACCAUAAUGCUUUAAUGUAAAAAAUAUACUUUAAAGGACUAAUUCAAAUUGAUUGUAUUUUUGUUUAAAAAGUAAUAAAUGCUUUCACUUUACUGUCUCAGCCAUUUAAAUUGAAAUAUUCAGAGUAGAUUCCAAUGACAGUGGUACAGGAAGAGCUUUGCAGCUAAUCACUUACUCGAAAUUUCAUGAGGU
Messenger RNA from Chiloscyllium plagiosum (whitespotted bambooshark), 4337 nucleotides. RefSeq names its product peroxisomal biogenesis factor 1 (gene pex1). Gene Ontology annotation, cellular component: cytosol; peroxisome; peroxisomal membrane. NCBI's taxonomy places the organism in Eukaryota, Metazoa, Chordata, Chondrichthyes, Orectolobiformes, Hemiscylliidae. Gene Ontology annotation, biological process: protein import into peroxisome matrix. Gene Ontology annotation, molecular function: ATP binding; ATP hydrolysis activity. The record is from RefSeq and is a predicted model, not a curated record.